CAGCAGGCACCUUCCGCUCCUGUGUGCUGCUGCUCCAGGCCAGCGUGCACGGUCACCAUGGCGUCCAGUGAGGAGGACGGCACCAACGGCACCUCCGAAGCCGGCGACGAGAAGGAAGCCACUAGCAAGCGGAGACGCCUAGGCUUCCUGGCCACCGCCUGGCUCACCUUCUACAAUAUCGCCAUGACCGCCGGGUGGUUGGUUCUAGCUAUUGCUAUGGUACGCUUUUAUAUGGAAAAAGGAACACACAGAGGUUUAUAUAAAAGCAUUCAGAAGACACUUAAAUUUUUCCAAACGUUUGCUUUGCUCGAGGUAGUCCACUGUCUGAUUGGAAUCGUACCCACUUCUGUGCUUGUGACAGGGGUCCAAGUGAGUUCAAGAAUCUUCAUGGUAUGGCUCGUUACUCACAGCGUAAAACCCAUCCAGAACGAGGAGAGCGUGGUGCUUUUUCUGGUCUCCUGGACUGUGACUGAGAUCACUCGCUAUUCCUUCUACACUUUCCGUCUUCUCGACCACUUGCCGCACUUCAUUAAAUGGGCCAGAUAUAAUUUUUUUAUCAUCUUAUAUCCUGUUGGAGUUGCUGGGGAACUUCUCACAAUAUAUGCCGCCUUGCCUUAUGUGAAGAAGUCAGGAAUGUUUUCAGUGAGGCUUCCUAACAAAUACAAUGUCUCUUUUGACUACUACUACUUUCUUCUCAUAACCAUGGCCUCAUAUAUACCGUUGUUUCCGCAACUCUAUUUUCAUAUGUUACGUCAAAGAAGAAAGGUGCUUCAUGGCGAGGUGAUCGUAGAAAAAGACGAUUAAAUGAUCCCUACAAACAAGGUGCUUCUUCCAGAAAAACCAGAUUACUUGAGUCCAAGUUUUAAUAACAAGAAUAAACAACUUCGUUAAUAUCAUGGAUCGCAUUGUUUCUUGAAAUAUAAGGAAAAAUAUGGUGUUUGCCAGUCUUUGUCUUUGUACUGUGCUGCAUCUAGUUUUGAUAGCAACGGCAAAUUGAAACUGGUGGUUGAGGAGUGAGGGCGAAUCAUUUAGAAAACAAUUGGAUAUAUUACCUGGGGAAAGGACUUUUUGUUACCUUACUACUUUAUUUUACAACGUAUACGCAAGGCUUCUAAAAUCAAUAGGUAGAAAUUGGUUUCAUUAACAUGAUACCUACCAAUGACAUUUAUAUUUCAUUUAUAAAUGAAAGCCAACAUAAAAUUGUAACAAGUGAUUAAUAAUGUAUUAGAACCCUCAAUUCAUGGUUCAAAUUGUAGGUCAACAUUUCGGAUUGAUAGCAAUAUCUGCAAGUGUGGACAUGAUUUUCUAUGGUAAGUUUUUGAUGUAAAAUAGAAACAUAAAAAUAAUCCGAGUAAAUGCCAUAGAUGGAAAACAUUUCUUUGCCCGUAGGGGAGCGUUAUGGCUGCUGGAGACACAGCCAAGGCUCUUGUGCAUACCAGGCGAGUGCUUUGUCACCCAGUGGCAUCCUCUGCUCCAGGCAAACAUUCUUGGAAUAUUUUCCUGGACCGCUGGCAUCAUUUACUGAGCAAACUAACCUUUAUUUGCGUUAGUCACUCAAGGAUGGCUUUCUCAAUUGUCAGGGUUUGAAGAGGUUGGAAAAACCACACAUGUUUAUUUUGCCUACUGUUUAACAGGCGUUUAUGAUCAUAUUAAUUGUUUCCGGGGUUUUGGUUGAAAAAGCUCUGACCCAUAGAAUUAUCUUAUAAAACCAUGGUAUGAUGAACCUCUGUGUUACUUUAUAACUAAGCAUUUCUUGCUAUCAUCUGAAACAUUCAUUUUCUCCUGAAUUACACUGAGGAGAAAAAGUCUCAUGAUAAAACCCCCGACACCAUGUUUAACAGAAAGAUGUGUGGAGCAUAUCUUACUUCUGCUUUAAUUAAAUAGGGUCCUGAAAGAUUUCCCUCCUGUGGUAAAAUGUAUUGGCUGACGUUAGAGCUGCUGCAGAUGUGAUUGGAAGAGGCACUUUGCCCACGGUAGCUGCACAGAUGCAUUGUGGCUGCACGUGUUCUGUGUUGUGUGUACUUGCUGUCAACAUCUAGCCCACUCCGCCCAGAGUGGCUUGUCUGCGUGGAGCCAGCCGGCGCCCACAGGAAGUUCACACAAUGCUUUGGCCUUCAGAACAGGUUUUCAGGUUUGUUGUCAAUGACUUGAUUCUUUUCAAAGGUGCUAUUUUUGUUGGAUUGCACUUUAUGUUUCCUAUGCUGCUGACUUUGAAAGAGCACUGUGAACUAGGUCACGAGUUCUUCUCCCCAUUCUGCUCUGACACUGCCCGGUCAGUUUUCAUCUUGAGUUUUAUGAUGAAGAAACUUUUGGGAACUUCCCCACUUUGUGUGAGACACUCACAUUUAUUAAAUGCCUGUCUUAUGAAAAUGUUUUCAAUUAUAUUCCUAAAGUGUGCAUUCAUUUAAUCUGCACUCCCGCCAAGAAGCUGUAAUACUUCCCCACUUCCAGUUAUAGACUAUCCUGAAGUAGGAAUUAUAACCAACUUUAAUAAAACAUGAAUUCUAAAACUAUUUGGUGACUUAGAUUAAUAUACUUAAAAUGUGUAAGCUUUAGAUUUAGUUUGUUAUCCCCUAGAGUCAAGCAAUUUUAAACUGACACUCUAUGCAUUAAGUGCUAAGUGGUGUUUUGAUUUUAGGAGGAAAAAAAACCUAUUUGAAAUUCACUGUGCUGUGACUGGAUCUGCGAAUUUCUCCUGAAAUCACCCUAACCUGCGAACCAGGGCUUGAAUCAAAUAGAAUUUGAAUUCUAUAAGCAUUUGAAAAAUAUACACUGACAACUUUUGAUACUAGCAACAUUUGAUUAUAUUUGGUGACAGUCACUAAAAUUCUGAUGUAAGCUUGAUAUCUGAUUAAUUGUAUAGUAUGCAAACUGAAAGAUUUCCAAUGUGUUAAUGCUGAUUUAGUAUCAGUAAAGAGCCCUGAUAGUUGCAACUUACAAAAAUGGCAAAAUAAAUAUGAUCACAUCUUCACUGAAAGCCUUUGUUGCCUGAGAUCUGUUUGCUUUCAGAGGUGUUUUUGCAUAUUGAGAUUUC
Microtus ochrogaster (prairie vole) is the source of this 3034-nucleotide messenger RNA. RefSeq names its product 3-hydroxyacyl-CoA dehydratase 1 (gene Hacd1). Gene Ontology annotation, biological process: very long-chain fatty acid biosynthetic process; sphingolipid biosynthetic process; fatty acid elongation. Lineage: Eukaryota; Metazoa; Chordata; Mammalia; Rodentia; Cricetidae. The record is from RefSeq and is a predicted model, not a curated record. Gene Ontology annotation, cellular component: endoplasmic reticulum membrane. Gene Ontology annotation, molecular function: 3-hydroxyacyl-CoA dehydratase activity.